Triticum dicoccoides is the source of this 1281-nucleotide messenger RNA. RefSeq lists its product as uncharacterized. The record is from RefSeq and is a predicted model, not a curated record. The coding region runs from base 146 to 1084 and encodes 312 amino acids. The transcript has 7 exons. NCBI's taxonomy places the organism in Eukaryota, Viridiplantae, Streptophyta, Magnoliopsida, Poales, Poaceae.
CCUUCCCAAAACCAACUAUGAAUCUCUUGUAAGGAAUUCAGGUAGCAACAAUCAGUUCCUCUAUAGCAACAGCCCGCUUAGGUGCUAUCACAAUUCUUCAGAAAAAGCAGCCAACAGAUUCGGUACACCUAUACCAGACCCUAUCAUGUACCAAGUCCUGGAAGAUUAUGAAGCUGAAUGUUUGCUCAGAGAUAAAGCAGCAGCAGAGCAGCCACCAGUGCAGAACUUCUCUUCAGCAUCAAAAUUGCACAUAACAACUCAGCUCAAUUCGGAACAAGUUAUUUUCUCAACAGCAGCUCAAGCAGAUUUCUUCAAAAUGAUGUCGUCACUUCUACCUCAUAUAGACAUCAGCCAAAGGAUAUUCCAAAUAGAUAACGUGUGGGUCGAUCAAAAAACUUUGACUGUUUCAAUGAGGCCAGGCGGCUGGAUGAACCCACACACUUUGGAUUGCUAUUCUAAAAUGCUCAACACAGAUCUACUCAAUCGGGGAAGGCAGGGUCUAAUACCAAGCAAUGAACCUAUUGUCCAUAUCGUCGGCACAGAAGACAUGGAACUUCUAAUGAGACCCUUACUAAACCAUUCAGAUCCAAUAUGCGCAGACAUGUUAAGCGAAGCAACUGUUGGGUUCAGUUUACAGAACGCAAACUUCGUUCAUCUGCCUUGCUUCAAUGACAAACAGUGGAUUGUAAUCACUGCUAACUUUGACAGUGGCAAAUUCUUUGAUAUAAUGAACCCUGAUGGAUCUGGAAACAACAAAUUCACUUCAAUUAUCAGCACUGUUACAUUCAACUUCAAGAGUCUGUUUGCGAAAACAUACCCAAAUUGCAUCGCAUUCAACAUAAAAGAAUUUGACUACCGUUUCGUUCCAGUACCCCGGACUCAUUUCAGGUACGACACCGGCAUAUUCCUCCUGCAAAUUCUAAAAACAUACCGGGGGAUGGGAGUGCCAGGAUUCACAACUCAUGACCUACAGGCCUUAAGAGAAAAUUUUCUCUACGAAAUUGCGACUUGUUCCAACAGUGAAGUUCAACUACCAUUGGUCAAAGCUUUCCAACAAAAUCACGGUUUCCGGCUAUUCAGGUGAAUCAAUACUCAGCUUAACCCAGGUUCAAGAUACAAGAUGACCACAUUUUCAUCGCAUAAACAAUUUUCUCCAUUUUACUUUUUGCUCUACCAAACGAGAACUUAUUUCCUUCUCGUGCUACUUGAAUGAAGAAAAUGUUGAGGGGGUCAUUGUUCAAAACAAGUCUGAAUAUUAUUUUUUUGUUCUGCUGUACUAAA